AUGCUGAAAAUGAAACAUGAUCUAGUCAGACGAAAGAAGCUCUUGUCCGGUGGUAAGGACGGAUCUGAUGCGAUGGAUGGUGUCAAAACUGGUGCCGUUGGAAGCGGGGCUGCCACGGUUAACGCGGGCGGUUCAGUUGAACAUGACAAUGCUGAUUUUUCUGGCCUCACAGCAGGCAUUCCAAGCGGCUCCGUGGGAGCAGAUUCGGACUCGGACACUACUUUUAUGGCCUUUGCAAUAAUCUUCAACAAACUAAAGAAUCCAAGUGCUCAAGAGCGUUCUGCAGCAUCAUUUGAGCUGAAAAACAGUCUUGUGUCCCUCGCGCGUCAGGUAUCCACCGAACAAUUCCAACGAUUCAGUAAUGACAUGAACAAUAAGAUAUUCGAGCUCAUCCAUGGUUCUUCCUCAAAUGAAAGGUUUGGUGGUAUUUUGGCGGUCGACACUUUAAUCGACUUUUAUGCACAAUCAGAUGAGCUUCCCAACCAAACCUCAAGACUGGCCAACUACCUCCGUGUUUUGGUUCCGUCAAGCGAUGUCGAUGUUAUGCGAGCUGCCGCGAAAACAUUAGGUAAGCUUGCCAUUCCUGGUGGCACGCUCACGUCGGAUUUCGUUGAGUUCGAGGUCAAAACUUGCAUAGAAUGGCUCACAACAUCCCCGGAAAACUCCUCUUCGAACUUUAAGCAAGAGCUCAGGAAGCAUGCUUCACUUCUCAUUCUUAGUGCCAUCGCCGAAAAUUCCCCAUAUCUUCUAUAUCCAUACAUCAACUCCAUCUUGGAUAACAUAUGGAGAGCUCUUCGAGACACAAGGCUCGCCAUUCGUGUCGAUGCAGCCAACACGCUUUAUAAAUGUAUGGACAUCAUACAGGGCAGGGAUGCAAAACUCACAAAGAAGUGGUUCGAAAGGCUGCUCGAAGGCUGUUCAUAUGGCUUGCAAUUGAAUACUCAUGAAGCCAUUCAUGCGACAUUAAUUGUGUAUCGACAAUUACUGUCCUUGAAAGGAACAUACUUACAUGAACAGUUCGACGAAAUUUAUGAGAUGACCAUGAGAUACAAAGAUCACAAAUCAAGCGUCAUUCGAAAAGAGAUUUAUGCAAUAUUGCCUUUACUUGCUGCUGCAGACUCCCAGAUUUUUACUGAAAAGUACCUGGAUCAGACUAUGAUUCACUAUUUGACUCUACUGAAAAAUGCGUCCCCUACAAAUAAUACGGAUAAGGCCGCCAUAUCUGUUUCGAUCGGUGACAUUGCGCAACAAGUGCAGGCAAGCAUUGCACCUUACCUGGAUUCAAUAUUAGACAAUGUGAGAGACGUUUUGAUGACAAAAUUCAAACUACGUAAGGAGUUUGAGGCGGAGAUUUUUUACUGUGUCGCAAAACUUGCUUGUGCGGUAGGUCCAGUUCUGGCCAAGUAUUUGAAUCAAGACCUCUUGGAUCUGAUGCUUGCUUGUCCACUGUCUAACCAUAUGCAAACGACUUUGACAACAAUUACUGAAAAGAUACCGUCUCUCAAGCCUGUCAUAAAUGAAAAGUCUCUCGACAUGCUUUGUCUGAUUUUAUCAGGAGAGAAAUUCAAACCACCAGGAUCCCCGAUUCCAUUGAAACCUCUGCACAGCGAACGGGCGAGACAUUAUAGAGAUCAAUUAAUUCUAAGGAAGACAGGUGAAUUAAAUGAUGACAACUAUGAUGUUCAUAUACUGAAUCAGGCAUUGAUCAUGCUGCACAAGAUAGACUACAGAUACUCUUUGGCAUACUUUGUUAGGAUGAUUACGAUUUCAUACAUCGAGCACGAAAGUCCUCAGGUGAGAAAAUAUGCAGCCUUAACAUCGUGCGAUCUGUUUGUUAAAGAUCAGAUUUGUAAACAGACCUCACUUAAUGCGCUGAAUACAGUCUCGGAGGUUUUGGGUAAGCUGCUGACAGUAGCAAUCACAGAUCCCGUCGUGGAGAUCAGAUUCGAGGUUUUGAGGCAUCUUGACCUGAGUUUCGAUCCGCAAUUGUCUCAGCCCGAUAACGUCCGUCUUCUUUUUAUGGCGUUGAACGACGAAGUUUUCGCUAUUCAAAUAGAAGCGAUGAAAAUCAUUGGUAGACUUUCGGUUGUGAAUCCCGCUUAUGUUAUUCCAUCACUCAGAAAGACAUUAUUACAACUUCUGAGCCAGCUCAGUUUUUCUAACAUGUCGCGCAAAAAAGAAGAGUGUGCGUCUUUGAUAAGCACCUUAAUAAGCUCGAGUCAGGAUGUAACUAAGCCUUACAUUGAACCUAUUUUGGACGUGCUCCUACCAAAAUGCCAAGACAAUUCCUCCGCGGUAGCCUCGACAGCUUUAAAAGCGGUCGGUGAACUAGCGGUAGUAGGAGGGGAGGCACUAACUCCUUUUCUCGACCAGCUAAUGCCUCUUAUCAUCAAUACAUUCCAAGAUCAGUCGAAUUCUUUCAAGCGUCUCGCCGGUUUGAAGACUCUGGGUCAACUAUCAGCUUCCUCCGGGUAUGUUAUAGAACCUCUCUUGAGCUUUCCACAACUGCUUGGCGUUUUGAUAAACAUUCUCAGGUCAGAAAGCUCACCGAAUAUAAGGAGAGAGACCGUUCGCCUCAUUGGUAUCCUCGGCGCUCUGGAUCCUUAUAAGCAUAGGGAGGUUGAACGCACAUCGAGUGCCAAUAUUACAGCCGAACAAAAUGCUCCGCCAAUUGACGUUGGCUUGUUGAUGCAAGGAAUGUCUCCCUCAAAUGAUGAUUAUUACCCAACCGUAGUGAUUACUACAUUAAUGAAAAUCCUAAAUGAUCCUUCCUUAUCUUCACAUCAUACUUCCGUGAUACAAGCGGUGAUGCAUAUUUUCCAGACGUUAGGAGUACGGUGCGUAUCAUUUUUGAAACAAAUUGUACCGGGUAUCAUCAACGUCAUGCAAGCAUGUCCGCCCUCACUUUUAGAAUUUUAUUUUCAGCAGUUAGGCGUCCUUGUUUCCAUUGUCAACCAGCACAUACGACCCUUUGUUGGAGAGAUAUUCGAAGUUAUUGCUGAGUUUUUCCCACUAGUGAAACUACAAAUCACGAUUAUAUCAGUGAUUGAGUCGAUUUCCAAGUCUCUCAAAGGCGAGUUCAAGGGAUAUCUUGCUCAAACCUUAGCACUUUUUUUGGAUGUUUUGGAGAAAGAUAAAUCGAACAAGAAAAUGGUUUCGGUAAGGAUAAUGAAAUCGCUCGUCGUGUUUGACGCAAAUCUCGAUGAGUUUGCGCACCUAAUCGUUCCAGCCAUAGUGAGAAUCGCCGAGUUUGGUGCUGGUACUCUGAAUAAAGUCGCGAUUAUAACAUUAGGAAGGCUGGCAAAGACUGUUAACCUGUCUGAGAUGUCUUCAAGAAUUGUCCAGGCACUUAUACGCGUGUUGAACAGCGGGAAUUCAGAGUUAAUUAGAGCCACAAUGAAUACUCUGAGUUUACUACUGCUACAACUCGGAGUGGAUUUUGCAGUCUUCAUUCCCAUCAUAAACAAGACCCUACUACGAAAUCAGAUUCAGCACACGGUAUAUGAUCAACUGGUUAAUAAACUAUUGAAUCGUGAAGCUCUCCCUACAAAUAUAAUAAUUGAUCGAGACUUGGAAGUCGCCAGCAAAGAAGCUGCGGACGUUGAGCUGCCAGCCAAAAAGCUCCCUGUGAACCAACUAAUUUUGAAAAGCUCUUGGGAAUGUAGUCAGCAGAGAACCAAAGAAGACUGGCAAGAAUGGAUUCGCCGCUUGGCUGUUCAGCUACUGAAAGAAUCACCUUCUCAUGCUCUUCGAGCGUGCUCGGGACUAGCAGGCAUAUAUUACCCGUUAGCAAGAGAACUUUUCAACGCCUCUUUCGCCAGCUGUUGGACCGAGCUGUACACUCAAUACCAAGACGACCUCGUAAGCUCAUUGUGCGUGGCACUUUCCUCACCUAACAAUUCACCUGAAAUUCAUCAAACAUUGCUGAACUUGGUAGAGUUUAUGGAGCAUGAUGACAAGCCACUUCCAAUACCAGUUCCUGUUUUGGGCGAGUACGCCCAAAAAUGCCAUGCUUACGCUAAAUCUCUUCACUAUAAAGAGUUGGCAUUCAUACAGGAGCCAAGCACAUCUACCAUUGAAUCUCUCAUUAGCAUCAACAACCAAUUGCAUCAAACUGAUGCAGCCAUUGGUAUUCUGAAACAUGCUCAGCAACAUCACGACCUUCAGCUCAAAGAGACAUGGUAUGAAAAAUUGCAGAGGUGGGAAGACGCUCUGAGCUCUUACAACCAGAGGGAGCUUGCUGGUGAAGACUCCAUCGAAGUCAGAUUGGGUAAAAUGAGAUCACUUCACGCACUAGGUGAGUGGGAUAGGCUUUCUGAGUUAGCCGCGGAAAAGUGGGGGUCCUCAAGUCUAGACAUCAGAAGAGUAAUCGCACCAUUGGCUGCUGGUGCUGCUUGGGGUUUGGGUCAAUGGGACAGGAUCGAUCAAUACAUCGACGUUAUGAAAAAGCAAUCGCCUGAUAAAGCUUUCUUCGAUGCUAUUUUAUGCACACAUAGAAAUGACUUCGAAAAGGCUGAAUCUCAUAUUUUCGAAGCCAGAGAUCUAUUGGUGACUGAAAUCUCUGCACUAGUUAAUGAAAGUUACAACCGAGCAUACAGUGUAAUAGUGCGUUCCCAGAUGAUAUCAGAGCUGGAAGAAAUCAUAGAAUACAAAAAACUUCCUCCUGCGUCAGAAAAAAGAGCUACUCUUAGGAAGACGUGGAAUAGAAGGCUCCUCGGAUGUCAAAAGAACGUCGAUGUAUGGCAAAGGAUCCUGAGAGUGCGUUCACUUGUUGUCAAACCGAAACAAGACAUGCAGGUCUGGAUCAAAUUCGCGAAUCUUUGCCGAAAAUCCGGAAGAAUGGGAUUGGCACAGAAAGCGCUGAAUUCACUUUUGGAGGAUGGCGGAGAUCCUGCGCACCCAAAUACCGCAAGGGCCCCACCCCCAGUCGUCUAUGCUCAGCUAAAAUACAUGUGGGCAACUGGGUCCCAGAAGGAAGCACUGCGUCACCUUAUCAGCUUCACCUCGAGAGUUGCUCAUGAUUUGGGACUAGAACCAAGCAACAUGAUAGCUCAAAGCGUUCCACAAAGCAGCACCAUUCCACUACACCACGUUGAGGAUUACACCAAGCUGUUGGCUCGUUGCUUUCUGAAACAGGGAGAGUGGAGGGUUUCUCUGCAGAGUGAUUGGAUCUUGGAGAAUCCUGACGCAAUUUUGGGCUCGUAUCUGCUUGCAACACAUUUUGACAAUAAGUGGUAUAAGGCCUGGCACAACUGGGCGCUAGCCAACUUUGAUGUAGUUUCCACCAAUUCGACCGACGAUAGAAUCCGAAACCGAAGCAACUUGAGCGACGGCGCUCUCCAACACACCGAUGGUCCAGCAGGAAUGGGUCUCGAAGGUGAUGGCGCUGACCUUAGCAAGCUAUCUCCAGAGCUGGUGCAAAGACAUGUCGUACCUGCUAUCAAGGGGUUCUUCCAUUCCAUUUUGCAUUCUGAGUCCAAUUCAUUACAAGACACACUGCGACUUCUCACCCUGUGGUUCAAGUUUGGUGGCAUUCCUGAAGCUACUCAGGCAAUGCACGAAGGUUUCGAUUUGAUCAAAAUCGAUAAGUGGCUAGACGUUGUACCACAACUCAUUACACGUAUUCAUCAACCAAAUCAAACUGUCAGCAGAUCUUUGUUAUCGUUGCUUUCUGACCUAGGGAAGGCUCAUCCUCAAGCUUUGGUUUAUCCAUUGACAGUUGCUAUCAAAUCAGAAUCCCUUUCGCGACAAAAGGCAGCCCUUUCGAUCAUAGCGAAAAUGAGAGUGCAUAGUUCGGUUUUGGUCGACCAGGCCGAGAUGGUCAGUCACGAGUUGAUUCGAGUUGCAGUCCUAUGGCAUGAAUUAUGGUAUGAGGGUUUAGAAGAUGCCAGUCGGCAAUUUUUCGGAGAGCACAAUACGGAGAAGAUGUUUGCUACCCUUGAACCGCUGCAUGAAAUGUUGAAAAGAGGACCAUCGACUUUGCGAGAGAUAUCUUUCCAAAACUCAUUUGGAAGAGAUUUAAAUGAUGCGUACGAGUGGGUUAUGAACUACAAGCGGAAUAAGGAUAUUACGAAUUUGAACCAGGCUUGGGAUAUUUAUUACAAUGUCUUCCGCCGAAUUAGUCGUCAGUUGCCACAGCUUCAAACACUUGAGUUACAGCACGUCUCGCCCAAACUCUUGGCCGCCCACGAUUUGCAACUUGCUGUGCCCGGUACUUAUCAAGCAGGCAAGCCCGUUGUGCAUAUAUCGUACUUCGAGCCAAUUUUCUACGUGAUAUCUUCAAAACAAAAGCCAAGAAGGCUGUCCGUGAGGGGAAGUGAUGGUAAAGACUACCAAUAUCUCUUGAAAGGGCAUGAGGACAUUAGACAGGAUAAUCUGGUGAUGCAACUGUUUGGCCUAGUCAACACACUGCUGCAAAACGAUUCGGAAUGUUUUCAAAGACAUUUAGACAUCCAAAGGUAUCCAACGAUUCCUCUGUCGCCCAAGUCAGGUCUACUUGGUUGGGUCAACAAUAGCGAUACAUUCCACGUCCUCAUCAGAGAGCACCGUGAGGCGAGGAAAAUCCCGCUGAACAUCGAACACCGAAUCAUGUUGCAGAUGGCUCCUGACUACGACAAUUUGACUCUCUUGCAAAAAAUCGAGGUUUUCACAUAUGCGCUUGAUAACACUAGAGGUCAAGAUUUACACAAAGUGUUGUGGCUCAAAAGUAGGUCUUCUGAAGCUUGGCUUGAAAGGCGUACUACAUACACCAGGUCUUUGGCUGUGAUGUCAAUGGUCGGUUACAUCUUGGGUCUAGGGGAUCGGCAUCCAAGCAACUUGAUGCUGGAUCGUAUAACGGGCAAAGUUAUACAUAUCGAUUUUGGGGACUGCUUCGAGGCAGCAAUUUUGAGAGAAAAAUAUCCAGAAAAAGUGCCGUUCCGUCUCACACGUAUGCUAACUUAUGCCAUGGAAGUAAGUGGCAUUGAAGGAAGUUUCCGUAUCACUUGCGAAAACGUGAUGAGGGUCCUUAGAGAUAACAAGGAAUCGCUAAUGGCUAUUUUGGAGGCCUUUGCGUACGACCCUCUGAUUAACUGGGGGUUCGAUUUACCAACACAGACUAUUGCUGAACACACUGGUACAGAGCUUUCACUUGCUAAUCCCAGCGAACUGUUACGGAAGGGAACGAUUUCAGCCGAGGAAGCUGCCAAAAUGGAGAUCCGGCAAAAAUCAGAAAUCAGAAACGCAAGAGCAAUGCUGAUUUUGAAAAGAAUCACUGAUAAGCUGACGGGUAACGAUAUGCGCAGAGUCCAUGAUUUAAAUGUUCCUGAGCAAGUGGAGAAACUAAUUCAGCAAGCCACCUCUGUCGAGAAUCUUUGUCAGCAUUACAUAGGCUGGUGCUCAUUCUGGUGA
Messenger RNA from Lachancea sp. 'fantastica', 7389 nucleotides. The record is from the annotation of a GenBank genome assembly. NCBI's taxonomy places the organism in Eukaryota, Fungi, Ascomycota, Saccharomycetes, Saccharomycetales, Saccharomycetaceae.